AUGAAAGGGGGGAAGAAGAAAACCGAGCUUCCGCAGGCCCCGCGGCCUAAUGACAAAGACAAUAACGUCGAUGGAGCUGGUGAUGGCGGCGGUGCGUAUUGUGGUGAUGCUGGUGGUGUUACUGUUGUGGAAGGUGUGGGUUCUGAAGGUGUAGUUGUGAACGAGGAGGAGACGGCGCUGGCCACGACGGAAGAGGAUAAUGAAGAGGAGGAGGAGGAGGAGGAGGAGGAGGAGGGAGAAGAGGAAGGAGUCGGCAAGGAGGAUGGAGAGGUAGGAGCUGAGGGAGAGCGGCCCAAACUGGAUGAAGGUUUUUACGAGAUUGAAGACGUUAGGAGCAAAAGGGUUCGCAAGGGGCAAGUUCAAUAUCUUAUCAAAUGGCGUGGCUGGCCAGAGGCAGCCAAUACCUGGGAACCCUAUGAAAACCUACAAUCCUGUUACGACGUCAUUGAAGCAUUUGAAGAGAGCCGCCGAGCAGGCAAGAAUAGAUGGUCCCGCUCUUCCCGGAAACGUAAGCGCAAGUCUGGAACUCCUCACUCUCAACCCAAGAGGAAGCAGCGUUCCACCCCAAAUUCAUCUAGUGUGAAGCUCACGGAAGCAGUUGAUGUUCUGCCUUCUCCAACUCCUGACAACCUAAGCCUCGCCAAUCUUUCUCCUCCUGACAGAAUUGAAGCAGGCAAUGCAACUGAGGGCAAGACAUGUUGGGAUACAGAUAACAAGCAUGAAGACAUCAACAAUGAAAAGCCCACACAGCAACCAAAUGAUAACGGGUCUGUAAAUGUGUCACUGGAACCAGUACUAAAUACAGAAGCAGAUGGAGCUGAUCCUAAACUGAGUGAGCUCAAGCGGAUCUCUUCUGAUGAAGUAAAUAAUGGCAAGUUUACCAUACAUAUCCCUGAUGCUAGGACUACUGAAGAUGAGCUUUCAAAGGCUGAAGAUAUGGACCCAGAUCAGAACAGUCGCUUUACUGGGGCCAAAAGGAGGAAGACUGGAUCUGUGAAAAGAUUCAAACAGGAAUCAGUCUCUUCUGAACCUGGCAGGGUCCAAAAUUCAACUACAUUAUGCGGCAUCAUAUCUUCUGGUAGAGUUCAACCGCAUGGGAUGGCAGAUGCUGGGACCAUGGGGGAGGACACAGGUGAUAAGACUAAGUUGGAUUAUUUCACAAAUUCAUCUACUAUUGCUAAGAUCAUCAAGGUAGUCAGUUAUUCAGCUUCUAUAUCAAACAAUGUUCAAGAUGCAUCAGUAAACUUUUUGGUUUUGAGGUAUGUAACUUAUGCCAACUUAUUUUUCUUUGUGAAGUCUUGAUUGCAUUUUAAAUGGAUGACAAUCUCUCCCCCAUUCAAUGCCAUUUAAUAAACAACAGAUUCUUGUGAGGGUUCAAUU
Messenger RNA from Telopea speciosissima, 1380 nucleotides. RefSeq names its product chromo domain-containing protein LHP1. Lineage: Eukaryota; Viridiplantae; Streptophyta; Magnoliopsida; Proteales; Proteaceae. The coding region runs from base 1 to 1302 and encodes 433 amino acids. The record is from RefSeq and is a predicted model, not a curated record. Gene Ontology annotation, biological process: heterochromatin formation. The transcript is spliced from 4 exons.